AUGACGUCAGCUAAAUUUUGGCGGGGCAGUCGCGCGCUUUGCAGAUGCAAGAAUCUUCGGAUAUUUCGAUCAAAGCACACAAUGGACGACACACAAAGUCCGCGGCCUUUAGAACGGUCGGCGCUCAUUCUAUAUGGGUCUGAAACGGGCAAUGCACAGGAAGUGGCCGAGGAAUUGGGCGCCCUGACCGAACGGCUCCAUUUUGCGACGCAUGUGUCAGAGCUAAACCAAUGCAAGCCAGCAGCGCUCUUCUCGUAUACUCUGACGAUAUUCGUGGCGUCGACUACCGGACAAGGUGAUUUGCCGGCGAAUGCGCGAUCAUUCUGGAAGUCGCUCUUAUUGAAGAAGCUCCCCGCUACUUUUUUGAAUGGAAUAAAUUUUGCUUGCUUCGGGCUGGGUGAUAGCUCCUAUCCUAAGUUCAAUUGGGCGAUACGCAAGCUCUACAAGCGACUACUACAACUCGGCGCAAAUGAGAUCUACCCUACAGGAGAAGCAGAUCAACAGCAUCCAGAAGGACUCGAGGGAACAUUCUUACCAUGGAUGACCGAUUUUCGAAAACAUUUGCUGGACAGACAUCCUCUCCCCGCUGGUCAGCAUCCGAUUCCAGAAAAUGUACAGCUUCCACCGAAGUGGAUGUUGCGCAUGAAAGAAGGGGACACUUCCAUCCCCGUAUCCCAGGCUGUCGUCGCAGAUGAACAUCAAGCUCCCAAUGAUGAGUACCCGGGGCUUCACCACCUGGACCAUGAUCUCCGUCCUAUUCCGCAUACAUUAUCUGCGACAUUAAUCGAAAAUAAGCGCGUGACUCCGCAGAAGCAUUGGCAGGAUGUGCGCCAUAUUACCCUGACCGUUCCUGAAUCUGUGUCUUACGUUCCCGGGGACAUGAUCGCGAUCACUCCGAAGAGCUCUUCGGCUGAUGUUCAAACCCUCAUUGACUUAAUGGGCUGGAAUGAUCAAGCAGAUCGACCAAUUUCUCUCGUCCCAACCGGAGACAUCCCAUCCCCACCACCCAUCCCCGACCUCGACUCAUGUCCCAACCUCACUCUCCGUGCGCUUCUCAUAGACUAUCUAGAUAUCAAAGGGAUACCCCGGAGAUCUUUCUUUUCCACUAUUGCGCACUACACAAAUGAUGAAAUGCACAAAGAACGAUUACUAGAAUUUACUAAUCCCGAGUAUCUCGAUGAGUUAUGGGAUUACACGACACGUCCACGACGCAGUAUACUGGAGAUUCUGCACGAGUUUGACACUGUCAAAGUACCAUGGCAACACGCGAUAUCUGUUCUCCCGAUCAUGCGCGCCCGCCAGUUCAGUAUUGCCAGCGGUGGAAAGCGCAAGCAGACUGCCGAUGGCAAAACACAGUUCGAGCUGCUCAUUGCCAUUGUCAAAUAUCAAACGGUGAUCAAGAGAAUCCGCGAGGGAGUGUGUACCAAAUAUCUCUCCAUUCUCCGGCCAGGUAGUACUCUGCAAGUUCAGCUCCAACGAGGUGGUCUCAACUCGUCAAUUCAGCAACUCACCGCAGCAACUGUGCUCAUUGGGCCGGGUACUGGAAUUGCACCACUGCGCUCCAUGCUCUGGGAGAAGGCGGCACUUGUGCAGGCUUAUCGAGAGCAACAUCCUGGCAUGAGCCCUCCAAUCGGCCCCACUAUUCUGCUGUAUGGUGGCCGAAACCGAGAAUCUGACUUCUUCUUCGAGGAAGAGUGGACGGAGCUCAGCAAGCUCAUCCCGCUGCAGGUGCUGACUGCUUUCUCGCGUGAUCAACAUCGCAAGGUUUAUGUGCAGGACACGCUGCGCGAGAAUUUCCCACUUUUCUUCCGUUUGUUGCAUGAUAUGCAGGGAUCGGUUUAUAUUUGUGGCUCGUCAGGUCGGAUGCCUCAAGCUGUGCGCGAGGCACUUGUCGAGGCCUUCCAGCAUGGUGGGGCUCCUGUGCCGGGCCAACCUUUCGACCGUUCGCAGGCUGAGGGAUAUCUCAUUUCUAUGGAAAAGAGUGGGCGGUAUAAACAAGAGACUUGGUAA
Molecule: messenger RNA, 2010 nt
Organism: Penicillium paradoxum
Lineage: Eukaryota; Fungi; Ascomycota; Eurotiomycetes; Eurotiales; Aspergillaceae
Gene: tah18
Product: NAPDH-dependent diflavin reductase
Exons: 4
Coding region: 1-2010 (669 amino acids)
Cellular component (GO): cytosol
Molecular function (GO): flavin adenine dinucleotide binding; NADPH-hemoprotein reductase activity; FMN binding
Source: RefSeq, a predicted model, not a curated record